Molecule: messenger RNA, 4379 nt
Organism: Epinephelus lanceolatus (giant grouper)
Lineage: Eukaryota; Metazoa; Chordata; Actinopteri; Perciformes; Serranidae
Gene: mthfr
Product: methylenetetrahydrofolate reductase (NAD(P)H)
Biological process (GO): tetrahydrofolate interconversion
Cellular component (GO): cytosol
Molecular function (GO): FAD binding; methylenetetrahydrofolate reductase [NAD(P)H] activity
Source: RefSeq, a predicted model, not a curated record
GCAGCGUUUGCUCUUUAACACGAGCGUAAACAGACCGUAACCUGUGUUAGCUUCGAGCUCGGUGUGAAAGCACGUUGCCAGAGCUACUUCGGGUUUUCUCUUAUAAUUUAGGGACCAAUGAGCUAACACUGCUCGCGAGGUGCGGAGCUAACAUUAGCUGUGCUCAGCUAAGAGAGCUAACGCUAGCAAGCUCUACAUAGAUGUUUAUUUACAUUCUUUUACCUGCGUUUGUGCGCAUGACUAAACUUGUAGCUGGGUAUAAAACGAGUGGCUCGUGUUAGUGUGUUUGGGAUGUAGAGUUAUCAGCAGCAGCUGUUAUACAUCAGUUACCCUUGCUGCAAAAGGACCAGGGUUUGGUGUGACGUUUGUUGCCCAUGGCGCAGUAUAGUCUGCUACCAUGGUGAACCAGGUUCCGCGAGGGGACGGUAGUUGGCAGUCAUGUAAGAGCGACUCCAGCGGGGCCAGCAACAGCGGCGGGGAGAGCUCCAAGGAGAGCUCACGAUGUUCUACGCCGGUGCUGGACGCAGACCGAUCAGACAGGCUGCGGGACAAGAUGCGCAGGAGGACGGAGUCCGGAGACCGCUGGUUCUCGAUGGAAUUCUUUCCUCCCCGCACAGCCAGUGGAGCUGUCAACCUCAUCUCAAGAUUUGACCGUAUGGGCAGCGGAGGGCCACUGUUCAUCGACAUUACCUGGCACCCAGCAGGGGACCCGGGCUCCGACAAAGAAACCUCAUCUAUGAUGAUUGCCAGCACAGCUGUUAACUAUUGUGGCCUGGAAAGCAUCCUCCACCUGACCUGCUGCAACCAGACCAAUGUGAAGAUUACUGGCCACCUGACCAAAGCAAAGCACCUGGGCCUCAAGAACAUCAUGGCACUAAGGGGAGACCCAGUGGGAACAGACUGGGAGGAAGAGGAGGGAGGCUUCAACUACGCCAUCGACCUUGUUAAACAUAUCCGAUCAGAGUUUGAUGAUUACUUUGACGUCUGUGUUGCCGGUUACCCUACAGGCCACCCUGAGGCAGAGAGCUAUGAGGAGGAUCUCAGACGCCUAAAGGAGAAGGUGGAUGCUGGAGCAGACUUUGUCAUCACCCAACUGUUCUUCAGGGCGGACACGUUCCUCAAGUUCCUGGAUGACUGCAGGGCAAUUGGUAUCACAUGUCCCAUCCUACCUGGAAUCUUCCCCAUUCAGGGUUACCAGUCUCUGCGUCAGCUUGUUAAGCUGUCGAAGCUGGAGGUACCAGAGGAGAUUACCAGUGUCAUCGAGCCCAUCAAAGACAAUGAUGCUGCUAUCCGUAACUAUGGAAUCCAACAGGCGGUGGAGAUGUGCCGUGUGCUAUUGGACAGUGGCAUGGUACCAGGCCUCCACUUCUACACACUGAAUCGAGAGGUUGCCACCAUGGAGGUGCUCAGACAGCUGGGCCUGUGGAUAGAGGACCCCAGGCGUCCUCUUCCCUGGGCUGUGAGUGCCCAUCCCAAACGGAAAGUAGAAGAUGUUCGACCCAUCUUCUGGGCAUCCCGGCCCAAGAGCUACAUCUACAGAACCCAGGACUGGGACGACUUCCCCAACGGCAGAUGGGGACACUCCUCAUCUCCAGCUUUUGGAGAGUUAAACGACUACUACCUGUUCUACUUGAAGAGCAAGUCAUCCAAAGAUGCACUGCUGCAGAUGUGGGGUGAGGAGCUGAUGAAUGAAGAUAGCGUCUAUCAGGUCUUCACCUGCUACAUCACAGGCAAACCAAACCACAAAGGACACAAGGUGAUUUGUUUGCCAUGGAAUGAUGAGCCUCUGGCCCCAGAGACCAACCUGCUGAAGGAUGAAUUGGAGAAGGUGAACAGACGAGGGGUCCUCACCAUCAACUCACAGCCCAACAUCAAUGGCAAACCCUCCACAGACCCUGUAGUGGGCUGGGGACCUGCAGGAGGCUAUGUCUUCCAGAAGGCCUAUCUGGAGUUCUUCACCUCCAGUGAAAAUGUCAACGCUCUCCUCAAAGUACUGAAGAAGUAUGAACCUCGGGUCAACUACCACAUUGUUAAUGUGCAUGGCCGUAACCUGACCAAUGCCCCUGACAUGCAGCCAAACGCUGUGACAUGGGGGAUCUUUCCUGGCAGGGAGAUUGUUCAGCCUACUGUAGUGGACCCAGACAGCUUUAUGUACUGGAAGGAUGAGGCCUUUGCCUUGUGGAUUGAACAGUGGGCCAAGCUCUAUGAAGACGAGUCUCCUUCACGGAUGAUCAUCAAGUACAUCCAUGACAACUACUUCCUGGUCAAUCUGGUGGACAAUGACUUUCCUCUGGAGAACUGUCUGUGGCAAGUCAUCAAUGAUAUGUUUGAGCUGCUCGACGCCCCUUUAGAGCCACUCAAUGAUGGAACAGUCUCAGAAUAAAAUCCAUCUUUUUUAUGGACAGAAAGAACACUAUGGAACUGAUAUUUGAUCUUUUAUGCAUUGUCAAAAAAAUUGCUACUUACACUACAGAGCAUAUCAUACAGUAAAAAUGUAUGUCAGUGUUUUUAAGAGUUUUUAUUAGUGUUUUUAAGCAUACUGUCACAGCUGAGCGAAAUACAAAAGAAUGAAUAUUUUUUAUCUCCAUGAUGAGUAGCCUUGUCCUCUGCAGCAUUCCUAGCUGAUUAACAACACUUGUGCUCAUACAGUUUGGGCUUAACACUGUCACCUUUUAAUUUAAGAGACUCCUUAAGGACAGAUCUAACUGAAAAACAAGAAAAAAAAACCUCAAACAAUGGUUUGUUAACUUGUAACAUAUUUUUUAAAGUGCUUGUCAGUAAAUGUUAUUUUCAUGGAAGACAAUCAUUCAAAUUAGACUUUGAAAUGAUUACAAAUGACAUGUACUGUAUAGAGAUGAAAUCAAGAUAGAGAUAUGAGAUGUUGUGUAUGAGUGGAACUCUUAUUUGAUGCCAUGAUGAUGCCCUGUCAGCAGUUCUCACCCUUUGCUGUGUUAAGGACCAGUCAAUUGAUCCACAUUGGUCUUGGUAAGAUUCCCCUCAUGGACCUCCAUCUGAAAAGAUUUUGGUUGUUAGAUAUGAUUAAGACCAAAAUUCUAAAGUUAUCAACUACAGUUGAGUGGAGGAAUUGAAACCUGUUAUCAGUAUAGUCAACCAUCUCACUGUCUCUCACAUUGGGCUCUCUUCUGUAGUGAAUUAAAUGGUGAAAAUAAACUAUUCCCCAUUUUUCUGGGGGCCCUCUGGAUCUCCCUGUAGGACCCCUGAGAGUCCCUAAACCCCUGGUUGAGUACCACUGAGUUGAACCAUCAGAUGUGUGAGCUGCUAUUGACCAUAUUGUACCACUGACAACAGUAGCACUAUCUACCUGCCACCUUAACAUGUUUUAAAUGUACAUCCUAUUUAUUUGCUCUGCCGCCUUUUAAAAAAAAUAGUUUUUCAGUACUGUACAACCCACUGAGUGACUUACUAAGUUGUGUCACUACAUAACUACAAGUACAAAGGCCAGGCCAGAGGACAGGACACUGCAGCAGCAAGAUGACAUGGCAGGGAUUUCUUCUCAUUGAGUAACUCAACACACACACACUGGAAGCCUUCCCUUGUCCCUGUUGACCAGAUCACCUACAUCAGACAGACCGCAGUCACCCUUGCCACAGAGACCUACAUCCCAGAUGAAAGGGUGCCAAAUGCAAGUUGUUGUGCAGGAAGGUACAACAUCACAAUAUUAACCUAAUCAAAAUAUUCAAAAUUUUGAGUUGAUUCAAUAAAUUGAAUGUAGUUAAUUUAAUGAAAGCCCCAUUCAGUUUUCUUCUCUGUGUUUGGCCACCUGAGCCCGCAGUGUUCAUUUUGAUAGCCAUUUUAGAUUUAGUCCUCCUCUUAGGAUAAAAAGGGUUAGGGUUAGUCAACUUUUAGUCAUUUUUAUCCCUCAUAGUUUUAGUCGACGAAAAUUUUUAGUCGUUUUAGUCUUGCAUUUCUCUGACAGUUUUUGCCAGGUUUAAGGGGUGAUUUCCAGGCACACAUUUACUGAUUAUCAUUUGAAAAGUUUAACAUCUCUCGAUUUAUGCUCUCAAAAACUCUGGGACAACUAGGAUUUAUACCCAGGUUCAUUGUAAACUCUGAGUUAUCCACCUCACUGUAGGUUGAAACUUGUGUCUUGUCACAGAGUCGGUGAUUAAAACUAAACUUUCAUCUCUGUCAGAGAAAAUUGAUCUGAGUCCAGACUGUUUACUUACAGCACAGUUACACCCACAGAUAACUGAGCCUCCGACGUGCCUGUCAAACAGCAUUAACCAUUAAGCCUUCAAAGCUGAUCCCCGCAGGACUCCACUCAACUUUGAAGUCCAGCGCCUGCUGGCUGCUUGCCCUUGUCUUGUUAUUGUAACGCCCUGAAAAGGGGAGAAAUCAAUAAAGGUGCUUGGACAUGA